UACGGAAGCACAGAGAGAGAGGGAGAGAGACCCUUCGUUUCGCUUUUGAGGCUUUGCGAGAUCGAGAAGGUGAAAAUGGCUAAGCUACAAGGCAUCAUCAUCGUUGUUCUGGCUAUUAUCUCGGCGACGGUGAGCCUCGGUGGCAAACCCGUCGGAGCUCUGGUUCGCCAUGUCGUUGGAGGUGACCGUGGCUGGGAUCCGGCUUCCGACAUCGCCUCCUGGUCUUCCGGCAAAACAUUCAGAGUCGGCGAUGAAAUCUGGUUUACCUACUCUGUGGCGCAGGGAUUAGUAGCUGAGCUGCAAAGCAAGGAAGAAUAUGAGUCGUGCAUUUUCACAAACCCUAUCAAGAUGUACACGGACGGUUUACACACAAUCCCGCUCGAAAAGGAAGGAAUCAAGUACUUCGCAAGCACCGACGUCGAGAACUGCAAGAACGGGCUGAAGCUCCACGUGGACGUUCUUCCUACAGCCACCGAAAAUUCCACAACCACGAUUACCACCGCUGCUCCCAAAAAAGGCGUAGCUGAUGCGCCCUCUUCACCUUCUGGAUCAGCCCAUUACGGUACGAGUUCUAUCCUGAUGCUGAUCGUUCUAAUGCUUUAUGUCACCAUGGGCGUCGCUUAUUAAUUAAUGAAAAGCCCCUUUAUUUGACAUCUUGAUGCGAUCGCUGCUUCAAGAACAAUUAGGAGUUUUGAGAAAGUGGGAUUUAGUGCAUACGUGGCAACUUCCUAGAGAGGAUUUUGGUCUCUGCUUGUUGUGAUGUGACUCUCUGUCUAGGUAUUGUGAAAUUGCUUAACCUCAGGUUAUUACUGUUUGGAGAUUUAUGUAAUUGCAAUUGAAUAACGAUGAAACUAUUUUGCUAUUAUAUUUAAACUAUAUUUGAAUUAGGUUAUUA
Messenger RNA from Neltuma alba, 895 nucleotides. RefSeq names its product mavicyanin. The record is from RefSeq and is a predicted model, not a curated record. Gene Ontology annotation, molecular function: electron transfer activity. Gene Ontology annotation, cellular component: plasma membrane. Lineage: Eukaryota; Viridiplantae; Streptophyta; Magnoliopsida; Fabales; Fabaceae. Bases 76 to 627 code for a protein of 183 amino acids. The transcript has 2 exons.